CUUCUACGACGCCAAAUUCGUGGAAGCAGUUUCAUCGAUUCCGGCUUCACUGAAACGGCGUCACCAGACGCUUGUUAUUCCGACGACUACGUCUUCGAGGCGGUUUCUGAUUAACUUCCGGCGAUAAUGGCAAACAGAACAGAUCCGUUGGCCAAAAAUAUCAGAGGUACGAAUCCGCAGAAUCUGGUAGAGAAGAUUGUGAGAACGAAGAUUUACCAGCACACGUUUUGGAAGGAGCAAUGCUUUGGUCUCACAGCGGAGACGUUGGUUGACAAAGCUAUGGAGCUCGACCAUCUUGGUGGUACCUUUGGUGGUAGCCGCAAGCCUACUCCGUUCCUUUGCCUCAUAUUGAAGAUGCUACAAAUCCAGCCUGAGAAGGAAAUUGUCGUGGAGUUCAUAAAAAACGAUGAUUACAAAUAUGUUCGUAUUCUUGGUGCUUUCUAUCUCCGCCUCACUGGGACUGAUGUUGAUGUCUAUCGCUACCUCGAACCUCUCUACAAUGACUACCGGAAAGUGAGACAAAAGUUAGCUGAUGGGAGGUUUUCGUUGACACAUGUGGACGAAGUCAUUGAGGAACUUUUAACCAAGGAUUAUUCUUGUGAUAUUGCAAUGCCACGCUUGAAGAAGAGGUGGACGCUUGAACAGAAUGGUCUUUUAGAGCCAAGGAAAAGCGUUUUGGAAGACGACUUUGAAGAAGAAGAAGAAAAGGAGGAGAAUGAAGGGAUUGCUGAUGGAUCUGAAGAUGAGAAGGAUCAUCAACGUAAGAGUCCUGAAAGAGAAAGAGACAGAGACAGAGACAGGAGACGCGACAGUCAUAGACACAGGGAUCCUUCCUCCGUCUCUAUCGAUCGCCUUCUGAAUUUUCCGGCGGAAAAGCAAAUGUCCGUUAAUGACAGUAUCGAUCCUCGGUUCCUAUUCCACGUUGAAGAUGAAUCUUUGCGUUUCCGUGUUGGAGAUUCCGGUACUAAGAGCCGGGAGCUCGAAACCGUCGGCGAUCGCCGUUUUAGAAUUUCUGGAAUCCAGCAAGGUUUCUGUGGAAAUAGACUUGAGAAAUAUGAAACCAUGUAUUCCGAUGGAGAUGAUGACGAGGACGACGAUUCUAUCCGAAGAAGAACUGCUCUGAUUCAGCCUGGUAUUGAUUCCGGUAACAACUAUGAUUCUGCAGCUGCAGCUGAAGAAACCAACAGAGAAAGUAAAAAUCCAGGUUCAGUUGGUUGGGAAAUGGUUGUGAGAGAAGAUGAUGAGGAAGGGAAAUCAUCGAUUGAUCGCCAUGAAAUGGAGUUUAAGGUGAUGAUCACUAACCCAGAUGGUAACGUAUCUAAUUCCCGCCAUAACACUCAGCCAAAGCGAGAUUUUGCUUCUGUGGAGAAAGAGAAAGUCACUACUUCUAGUGUCAGCUCUUGGGAGUCUCUCAAGGCCAUCCUCUCUGAUCCUGUCACCGGAGCCUUGAUGAAUGAUGCUACGAUACUGCCUUGUGGACAUUCUUUUGGUGCGGGGGGAUUAAUACAAGUUAAAAAAAUGAAAGCAUGUUUCACAUGUUCCCAACCUACUUUAGAAGGAUCAGAAAAGCCAAAUCUCUCUCUCAGAAUUGUAGUUCAUGCUUUCCGCCAAGAAGAAGAAUCAGAUCAUAUUCACACUCUGAAGCGAAGGAAAGAAAGGUCGGAUCAGCAUAAGAGAAGUUUCUGUAUCCCAAACAUCACUGAAACUCCAAAGAGUAGCCGAGGCAUACAGGUUCCUUUCUCCAUUGGAGAUCAUAUUAUCAUAGAGGGAAACAAAAGAACACCUCCUCGGUUUGUCGGACGCAAGGCUGUUAUAAUGACACAAUGCUUAAAUGGAUGGUACGUUGUGAAGACAGUGGACAAUGCAGAGUCUAUUAAGUUACAACAUUGCUCACUUGCUAAGAUUUCAGACAAUUCAUCUGCCAAGGUAACAGUAGCUGAAAUGGCACCGUCUUGGCUCUAACUCGUAGAAAGCUUAUCCCUGUGGCUGCAGAAAUCAGAAGCAUCUGUAAUUUUUUGGUUCAUGAGAAAAUAGAUACUACGUUUGAUUAUGUAGUAUAGGAACGAGACACCAAUUCUCUGUAUUAAAUCCAGUGUUUUUUA
Molecule: messenger RNA, 2102 nt
Organism: Arabidopsis arenosa
Lineage: Eukaryota; Viridiplantae; Streptophyta; Magnoliopsida; Brassicales; Brassicaceae
Source: the annotation of a GenBank genome assembly